CCUCCGCGUCGCCCGCCUGCUCUGCCAGCAGUGUUGGGCGGCAGCCGCGGGAGACGGCGACAAGGUCGGCGGCGCUGCUUGGUUCGUUCGCUCUGUUGCUUCGUCACCAGGAGCCGCUGUGUGACAGACGCUCGAGGCAGUCGGGUUCGGUAGCCGGGGCUAGCCAACAGCCGGGGCCGAUCCGGCGGGCGACGCAAAGAAGCCGCAGCGGCAGCAAGCCGAGUCCUCGGGGCGGCGGGAGACAGGCGGUUAUCCAACGGGACAGGAAGGAGGCGGCCAUGGCUAAGGCCGGCGUCGGUGCCGAGCCGCCGCCUCCCUUACCGCCACCCCUACCGCCUCCAGCCGUACAGAAGGAACUGGUGUACAAUAAGCUGCUACCCUACGGCGACAAGCUAGAAGCCGAGGCCAGCUACCUCCUUGCCCAGAUCAAACUGAACCUCAGCCGCGCUGUUCAGCUUCAGGAGCUUUGGCCCGGCGGCCUCUUCUGGACGAGAAAGCUUUCCACGUAUCUCCGGCUGUAUGGGAGAAAUUUUAGUAAAGAAGAUCAUGUUCUUUUCAUUAAGCUGUUGUAUGAACUAGUAACUAUUCCAAAAUUGGAGAUCAGCAUGAUGCAAGGUUUUGCUCGACUUUUAAUAAACUUGCUGAAAAAAAAAGAACUUUUGUCAAGAGAUGAUUUAGAAUUGCCCUGGAGACCACUUUAUGAAAUGCUGGAACGUAUAUUGUAUUCUAAGACAGAACAUCUUGGAUUAAAUUGGUUUCCAAAUUCAUGUCGACCAGGCUUGUCUUCACCUAAAACAUUUGUGCUUAAUGUUUUACAUAGGUGCUCAGUAGAAAGUGUUUUGAAGACUCUUGUGAAAAAUUGUCGACUUUAUUUCCCAGAAAGUGCCACAGCAGAGAUGUUAGACGAAUGGCGGCCAUUAAUGUGCCCUUUUGAUGUUACCAUGCAAAAAGCUAUCACUUAUUUUGAACUGUUUCUACCUACCACUCUUCCUCCAGAGUGCCAUCACAAAGGUUUUAAGCUCUGGCUUGAUGAAUUUCUAGGCCUUUGGGUUUCAGUUCAAAAUCUUCCACAAUGGGAAGGGCAUCUAGUCAACCUUUUUGCACGUUUGGCCACUGAUAACAUAGGCUAUGUCAACUGGGAUCCCUAUAUUCCAAAGAUAUUUACUAGAAUACUACGUAGCUUGAAUCUUCCAGUAGGAAGCAAUCAGAUGAUGGUUCCACGAUUCCUAACAAAUGCUUACGACAUAGGGCAUGCAGUUAUGUGGAUCACAGCUAUGAUGGGUGGACCAAGCAAGCUUGUCCAAAAGCAUUUGGCUGGAUUAUUCCAAAGUAUUGCAUCUUUCUAUCAUCCCUCAAAUAAUGGUCGCUGGUUGAAUAAGCUAAUGAAGCUACUUCAGCGUCUACCCAGUAGUAUAGUCAGAAGAUUGCAUCGUGAGCGCUAUAAGAAGAUGAGCUGGCUGACUCCUGUGCCCGAUAGCCAUAAGCUUACUGAUCAGGACAUAACAGAAUUUGUAGAAUGCAUUAUACAACCUGUCCUGCUGGCAAUGUUUAGCAAAACUGGAAGUUUAGAGGCAGCCCAAGCUCUACAGAAUCUUGCACUAAUGCGUCCUGAGUUGGUAAUCCCACCAGUACUUGAAAAAACAUAUCCCGCACUAGAGACAUUAACAGAACCUCAUCAGCUGACAGCUACGUUAAGCUGUGUAAUUGGUGUAGCUCGUAGCCUGGUAUCUGGGGGCAAGUCAUUUCCAGAAGGUCCAACACAUAUGUUGCCUCUGUUGAUGAGAGCGUUGCCUGGUGUGGAUCCAAAUGAUUUUAGCAAAUGCAUGAUCACAUUCCAGUUCAUUGCAACAUUUUCUACUCUCGUGCCUUUAGUAGAUUGUUCAUCAGUACUGCAAGAGAGAAAUGAUCUCACAGAGGUAGAGAGAGAACUGUGCUCUGCUACUGCUGAAUUUGAAGAUUUUGUACUGCAGUUUAUGGACAGAUGUUUUGGACUCAUAGAAAGCAGCACAUUGGAGCAAACAAGAGAGGAGACUGAAACUGAAAAGAUGACUCAUUUAGAGAGCUUAGUGGAACUAGGACUAUCUUCUACAUACAACACAAUCCUCACACAGUGCUCAAAAGACAUAUUUAAGGUUGCCUUGGACAAGGUUUUCAAUUUUGCUGUCUCAAAUAUUUUUGAGACAAGAGUGGCUGGUCGAAUGGUGGCUGAUAUGUGCCGAGCUGCAGUGAAAUGCUGUCCAGAGAAGUCUUUGAAGCUUUUUGUACCCCAUUGCUGCAGUGUUAUAACACAUCUCACUCUCAAUGAUGAUGCGUUACAUGAUGAAGAAUUAGAUAAAGAACUCCUCUGGAAUCUUCAACUUUUAUCAGAGAUCACUCGUGUGGAUGGGAAGAAGUUGCUGCCAUACAGGGAGCAGCUUUUGAAGAUUCUGCAAAGAACCCUCCAUUUAACCUGUAAGCAGGGUUACAUUCUGUCUUGUAACCUACUGCACCAUCUUCUUCGUUCUACUACACUUAUCUACCCCACAGAAUACUGCAGUGUGCCAGGUGGUUUUGACAAGCCUGUUUCUGAAUACUUUCCUAUCAAGGACUGGGGUAAACCUGGUAAUCUACAGAAACUUGAUAUUCAGUGGCAUGUUCCUUCAGCUGAAGAAGUUGCUUUUUCUUUUGAAUUGUUGGAUACUUUUCUCCAGCCAGAGCUUGACAAACUGGAGCAAUAUUCAGAUGGAAGUCUUGAAAUGUCCAGAGAUGAUGUUCAGCAAUGUCUUACUAUAGUACACAAUUGCCUUAUUGGAUCAGGAAACAUGCUGCCACCUCUGAAAGGAGAAAAAGUGGCUCACAUGGUUCCAAGUCUAGUGUCAUUGGAAGAGAUCAAACUUUAUACCGGUGUUAAAUAUGAUUUGUCGAAAGAGAAUUACAGGGAAAGAAUCUGCAAAGUAACAAGAAAACUCCUACACUUUGUACUUGACAACUCGGAGGAUGAUACUAAGUCUUUGUUCCUAAUCAUUAAGAUCAUUGGGGACCUCUUACAUUUCCAAGGUUCACAUAAGCAUGAGUUUGAUUCACGGUGGAAAAGUUUUAACUUGGUGAAGAAAUCAAUGGAGAAUAGGCUUCAAGGCAAGAAACAGCAUAUUAGAGCACUGCUCAUUGACAGAGUCAUGUUACAGCAUGAGUUAAGAACACUCACUGUUGAAGGCUGUGAAUAUAAAAAAGUACAUCAGAACUUGAUCAGGGACCUUCUUCGUUUAUCUACAAGUUCAUAUGGCCAGGUCAGGAACAAAGCUCAACAAGCCUUCUUCACAGCCUUGGGGACUUACAACUUCUGUUGCAGAGACAUCAUUCCUUUGGUUUUGGAGUUUUUGAGGCCAGAUGGGUACAGUGUCACCCAGCAACAAUUUAAAGGUGCCUUGUAUUGCCUUCUUGGAAAUCAUAGUGGAGUAUGUCUGGCAAAUCUUCAUGAUUGGGACUGCAUUGUCCAAACUUGGCCUGCAAUUGUCUCUUCUGGACUUAGCAAAGCAAUGUCUCUGGAAAAGCCAUCCAUAGUUAGACUCUUUGAUGACCUUGCAGAGAAAAUCCAUCGGCAGUAUGAAACAAUAGGACUGGAUUUUACUGUCCCAGAGACAUGUAUUGAAGUUGCAGUCCUCAUGCAGAAGUCAGUGGGUCAAAACGGUGAAUGUACCAGCCUUAGUUCAGAAGAGAUUGAGCUGGGAAUUCAGCGACAGAAAGAAAGGAAUGCCGAGUCCUCUCAAAAUUAUGAAAAUUUGGUAAAUAAGCUUCUGGAUUGUGUGAAUCAAAGAAAUCUCCCUUGGAAGUUUGAGCACAUUGGCAUUGGUUUCCUCUCCCUACUUUUAAGGGAUGACAGAGUGCUACCUGUAAGAGCCAUAAAUUUUUUUAUGGAAUGUCUCAAUCAUGAUGUCUUGGUGGUUCGCAAGAUGGCAAUCUCUGCUGUGGCUGGCAUCCUUAAGCAGCUGAAAAGGCCCCACAAAAAGAUGCUCAUCUGUCCUUUCAAAAUCAGUGGAUCCCCACAGCCUUCUAAUAUCCAGGCAGGUGACAGAUCUGAUAACCAAUGGCUGCAUUAUGAGAGUGCUAGUUUACCAAAGACUAAACAAAGUUGGGAGGCCUGCCAUUUUGUGGAAAAAACACAUUGGGGAUACUACACUUGGCCUAAAAAUAUGGAAAUCUAUGCUUCUGCAGAAGAGCAACCAAAACUUGGGAGGAGUAGAAAGGAACUUUCAGAGGCAGAGCAAGUCAUUUAUGAUCACUUUUCUGAUCCUAAUUUUGUUGAGCAGUUAAUCAAGUUUCUUUCUUUAGAAGACAGAAAAGGAAAAGAUAAAUUUAAUCCACGAAGGUUUUGCCUCUUUAAGGGUCUGUUCAGAAAUUUUGAUGAUACCUUCUUACCUAUAUUGAAACCACACUUGGAACGUCUUGCUGAAGAUUCCCAUGAAAGUCCUCAACGCUGUGUGGCUGAAAUUAUAGCUGGUUUGAUAAGAGGGUCUAAACACUGGACGUUUGAAAAGGUGGAGAAUCUUUGGAAAGUUCUCUGUCCACUUCUUAGGACAGCUUUAUCCAAUAUUACAGUAGAAACUUACAAUGAUUGGGGGACAUGUAUAGCAACAUCAUGUGAGAGCAGAGAUCCCAGGAAAUUGCACUGGUUGUUUGAAUUAUUAUUGGAGUCGCCACUGAAUGGUGAAGGAGGAUCAUUUGUUGAUGCAUGUCGUCUGUAUGUUUUGCAAGGGGGCCUUGCACAACAAGAAUGGCGAGUGCCAGAACUGCUGCACAGAUUGCUGAAAUACCUAGAGCCUAAGCUCACCCAAGUUUAUAAAAAUGUCAGAGAGAGGAUAGGAAGUGUUUUGACAUACAUCUUCAUGAUAGAUAUUUCUUUACCAAAUACUGCACUAACAAAGUCUCCCCGUGUCCAUGACUUCACUUCUCGAAUACUUGAAAAACUCAAACCUCUUAUGGAAGUGGAUGAAGAAAUUCAGAAUCAUGUUUUGGAAGAAAAUGGAGUUGGAGAGGAAGAUGAACGAACUCAGGGCAUUAAACUACUGAAAACUAUUCUAAAGUGGUUGAUGGCAAGUGCAGGGAGAGCUUUUUCUACAGCUGUUACAGAACAGCUUCAGCUUUUGCCAUUGUUUUUCAAGAUUGCGCCUGUAGAAAAUGAUCAUAGCUAUGAUGAAUUGAAGAGAGAUGCUAAAAUGUGCUUAUCAUUAAUGUCUCAGGGAUUGCUAUAUCCUCAACAAGUGCCUUUGGUACUUCAGGUGCUAAAACAAAUUGCAAAGAGUAAUUCCUGGCAUGCUAGAUAUACUGUGCUAACCUACCUCCAGACUAUGGUAUUUUAUAAUCUUUUUAUCUUCUUAAACAAUGAAGAAGCUGUGAACAACAUCAGAUGGCUGGUUAUAAAACUAUUGGAAGAUGAACAGCUUGAGGUGAGAGAGAUGGCUGCUACCACUUUGGGUGGUUUGCUCCAGUGCCACUUCCUGGCGAUCGAUGACCCUAUGCAGACUCAUUUUGAGCAGCUCUGUAAAAUGAGACUUCCAAAGAGAAGAAAACGAGACCUCAGUACUGUAGUGGAUACCAUUCCCCCUGCAGAUUUAGUUAAACGCCAUGCUGGCGUGCUUGGACUUAGUGCGUGUAUUUUGUCCAGUCCAUAUGAUGUGCCCACGUGGAUGCCUCAACUUUUGAUGGAUCUUAGUGCGCAUCUGAAUGAUCCUCAGCCUAUUGAGAUGACAGUAAAAAAGACAUUGUCAAAUUUCCGGAGAACUCACCAUGAUAACUGGCAGCAACAUAAGCAACAAUUCACUGAUGACCAGCUGCUUGUCCUUACAGAUCUUUUGGUAUCACCAUGCUAUUAUGCAUAAAAGGAAGUUCUCAACUCAAAUGCAGUCCCACAGGGGUCUCAAGCAACUUGGAAAGGGGUCAUAUUUUUUUAAAGAUUUGCACAGGUAAAGUCGGAAGAAAAGGCCCAGGUAGCAUUGGGAAGAUGGCAAAACCUGAGCAUCUAGUAAUCUGGAAAAGGGAUGCAUCAAUCAAAAGAGUUUAUUUAACUCAUUGUUUUAAUUCAUGAGUAAGGAUGAACAAAUUUGUUUAUCGUUCAAGGGAUUAUGGUAUUGCAAAAUUCAAGAAUCCUUACCUUAAUGAAUUGCCAUGUGUAAAAUAUUUUCAUUGAUCUGGAACCCCAGAAGAGGAACAAGAAAAGAGCCUCAUAUGAGGUCAGAAACUGGAGAGUGCUUGCUUUCAUGAACUUUGAAUUGAAUAGAGACCUGCUUGCCAUUGUACAGAACUGGUUUACAAUCAUGAUAAAGUUUAUCAUUUUAGUAAAUAAAUCACAAUUAACUUGGUUUGUAAAUACAUAAACUCAUAUGUUAUCAUUUAUUUAUUAUUUAUUUUCAAGGCUUAUAGUUUGUAUAGGUGGUUCCAGUCAACGAACCACUAGCAUAAAACUCCUGAAAUCUGUAAUUGGGGUAUAACAUACAUACAUAUAUAUAGUAGAAAUAUGUGCCCAAGGAUUCAAACUGCCUAAAUAAGUCUAUUUAAAAUAAUUGUUCAUACAGAAAGAUAGUUACAAUAACGCUGUCUCAUAAAAUAUCCAAAACUUCACCAACUUUCUGAAGAACAGGAGAGAUUUAUAAUCUUCAUUGGGAAGUAAAAUAGUAUAUAGAUUAUUUUGAUGACAGAUUUCCAUUCCAGGCUCUGUGCUUAAAACAAGCAAAUGUCCUUCUUCUUGCUGAAGAUAGAUUGGCUUUUGUCAUUGUCAAAUUAUCCGUCUCUUUCAGAGUCUCAGAAAAAUAAGAGACUGCUUCAUUUCUGUAAAGAUAAAGAAACUUAAAUAUUAACUUACUAAAUAUUUGGAUUCGAUAAUUCAGAGGCUUAAGUUUGGAAUCCUUUUUAAAACUGCAUAUAGUAUGUCCCUUGAAGAAGGUUAGAUUUCUGUUUAACUGAAGAAAAAAGCUCUGGCAUAGUAAUAAGUCUCUGCAUGAAUAAGAGAAUUGUAAUUUUCUUUCAUACAUCCAUGCAAGUGUCUUGUAUUUAAGAUAAAUUCUACCUUAUGGAAUGGCUAAUACCGCAAUUUCUCAAAUUCAAAUGGAUUGUUUAUUGAUAUCAGGUGAAUAACUGGGCACACAACCUAUAAGAAUAUGCAUGCCCAACUCUUCAUAGUACCCUUGGGUAUAAGUGUAGGUAGUAAUACCAUCCCAAUUUUUUAAAAAAGAUUUUUACUUUCUUUUUUUAGCUCACAUGCAAAACCAAGCUAUGCAGUGCUUUGUGCUCAAAUCUUAGCUUCUAAAUCCAUACUGUUAAUCUUUGUUUCAUGGCCAGAUUUUCAAUAAGAUCCUUCAUCCAGGUACUGAACUUUAACUUUCCCUGGUUUUGUAAGUGACAGCUUACUUUUUUCCAAUUUAGUAGAGCCCAUGGACAACAACAGAUAUUUGCUAUUGUUUUAUUUCAUGUAAAUAUGUUAAUACUGAGUGGUUAAAGACCACUGGUUAUAUGGUUAAAAUAAAAUGUUCUGUAUUGAUACUCCCACCUUUCCUCAUUCACUCUAUGUCUCCAUGCUGGAACAGAUAUUUAAGUUGCAUUAAAAUACAGAAGUACUGUAUCUGUCCCCACCAAAUUUCUUUUUGGUCUGUGACUUUGGUGGCUAUUGGCUCACUACUUCACAACUUGUUCAAUACAUGUUACAUACAUGUAAAAGAUUGUAUAAAUUGUAGAGGCAUUGCAUUGACAAAGUACUGUAUAGUUUGCAAAAGUUUUACAUAAUCCAUUUGUGAGAUUAUCUUGUAAAGAUUCACACUUUUCAAUGUUAAAAUACUGCUUUAGCUUUUGUAUCCAAUUCAAAUGCCAAUUUCUUCUGGUUUAUAAUACUGCUGUUUCUCAUUAAUGAAGUUAUUUAGUUUUGGGUUUAAUAUUCAUUUAUCAUUAGUGAAUGAAUUGAUUUUUUACCAAUAUUUUUCUCUUGCUACCAUCCUAAGUAAUGGUAUAUUUUAAUGUAUGGUAAAUAAUAGAAUUGAAAUCUCUCUCCCAUUUAAGAAAACAAAAAACAACACAAACUUGAAAAAUACAUUCACUCUGUAUUUUUUCUUUGUUUAAAAGGAAUAUAAUAUGCUUUUAAAUAAUCUGCCUGUUGGGAAAGCAAACACGGCAGUGUAACCUGGACAGCAUGUCCUGAGACUCAGUGAAGAAAUAACAUGUAUAGGGUAGUGCCAAAUGCAUCUUCUUAUUUUCAGUUGUGUACUUAGUUUAAAGCUGAAUAAAUUAAUUGUUUGUAAAAA
Molecule: messenger RNA, 8264 nt
Organism: Pantherophis guttatus
Lineage: Eukaryota; Metazoa; Chordata; Lepidosauria; Squamata; Colubridae
Source: RefSeq, a predicted model, not a curated record